AUGAAGGAUCUUGAAAAAAAUUUUGCAGGUAAUAAACUGGUUAAUGAUUUACAAUCGGUGGUAUCCCGUCAUACUGACGAGUAUAACUUGAGUGUGGCUCGUUCAAAUCCAAUAUAUUCCCAUGAUCUUGAUCCUGAUCAUCAAUUGAAGAAAGAUUUAAAAUCAAGAGAAAUUAGUAUGAUUGCCCUUGGGGGUAGUAUUGGUACUGGUCUUCUUAUUUCAACUGGGACAAGUUUGAAGACUGGAGGAGCAGGCUCAAUGUUUAUUGCUUAUACUUUUAUUGGAUUGGUGAUUUAUGCAGUUAUGACUGCAAUUGGAGAAGUGGCAACGUUUAUUGUAUUACCAGGUGGAUUUACUUCAUAUGCUAAAAGAUAUUGUUCAUCAUCUUUGGGUGUUGCAGUUGGAUACGUUUAUUUAAUUAAAUAUUUAAUUCUCCCGCCAAAUCAAGCAACUUCAUUUUAUUUAGUUAUAAAUUUUUGGAAUAAUGAUCGAAUAAGUCCCGGGGUUUUCAUUACAAUUAUUUUAGUUGUUAUUACAUUGAUUAAUUUAUUUGGGGUUAAACUUUUUGGUCAGGUUGAAUUUUGGUUGAGUUGUUUUAAAGUUGUUACUUGUACUGGUCUUAUUAUUUUAUUAUUAAUCAUUGCUUUAGGUGGAGGUCCUGAUGGCGAUAGAAGAGGUUUUAGAUACUGGCAAGAUCCGGGUGCUUUUCUUGAAUAUUCAAAUAGUGCUAAAAACUUAACCAUUGAUGGUAGUAAAGGUAAAUUUGUUUCAUUUGUUUCCCUUUUGGUCACAGCAGUCUUCGCUUACACUGGGACUGAAUUAGCAGUAAUUGUUUUCGCUGAAGCUGCUCGUCCUAGGAAAAGUAUUCCAAAGGCAAUUAAAUUAACAUUAUAUCGUAUUAUCUUUUUCUAUGUUUUUUCAAUUUUAUUUUUAGGAAUGUGUGUUAAUCCAAAAGACAAAUUAUUAUUAGGUGCUUCAGGAACUGAUGCAAGUGCUUCUCCAUUCGUUAUUGCAAUUAAAAACGCUAAAAUUAAAAUUUUAGAUCAUAUCAUUAAUGCUUGUAUUUUAGUUUUUGUCUUUAGUGCUGCUAAUUCAGAUAUGUAUAUUUGUUCAAGAACAAUUUAUGGUUUGGCUAUUGAAGGUUAUGCUCCAAAAAUUUUCGCUAAAACUAAUAAAAUUGGGGUUCCUAUUUAUGGUAUUUUAUUAAGUUUCCUCUUUUGUUGUUUAGCUUUUAUGAGUUUAAGUUCAAGUUCUGCUGAAGUUUUCAGUUAUUUUGUCAACGUUGUUUCUUUGGCUGGUUUAAUUGCUUGGUUUAGUGUUUUGUUAAUUCAUAUUAGAUUUAUGGCUGCUUUGAAAGCCCAAGGUAUUCCUAGAAGUUCUUUAUCUUACACUGCUCCAUUACAACCUUAUUUAUCUUAUGGUGCUAUAACAGUCUGUACAAUUAUCAUUUUAAUUAAAAACUUUACCGCAUUUUUAGGUGAUACCUUUGAUUAUAAAGGUUUUAUCACUGGCUAUAUCAUUUUACCAGUUUUCGUUCUUACUUUCUUAAUUCAUAAAAUUAUCUAUAAAACUAAAUUUUGGAAAGCUCAUGAAAUAGAUUUGGUUACUCAUUUGGAUGUCAUUGAAGCAGAAGAAGAAGUCUUUGCUGCUAAAGAAGCUGAAGAACAUGCCAUUUGGGAAGCUGAAGGUAAACCAAAAAAUGCUGCUUGGUGGUACGAAAAAAUAUUUGGAUGGAUCUUUUAA
Messenger RNA from Hyphopichia burtonii NRRL Y-1933, 1743 nucleotides. It is a transcript of the gene DIP5, whose product is annotated as Dip5p. Bases 1 to 1743 code for a protein of 580 amino acids. Gene Ontology annotation, biological process: amino acid transmembrane transport. The transcript has a single exon. Gene Ontology annotation, molecular function: amino acid transmembrane transporter activity. The record is from RefSeq and is a predicted model, not a curated record. Gene Ontology annotation, cellular component: membrane. NCBI's taxonomy places the organism in Eukaryota, Fungi, Ascomycota, Pichiomycetes, Serinales, Debaryomycetaceae.